Messenger RNA from Peronospora matthiolae, 2469 nucleotides. NCBI's taxonomy places the organism in Eukaryota, Oomycota, Peronosporomycetes, Peronosporales, Peronosporaceae. The record is from the annotation of a GenBank genome assembly.
AUGCUGGAGAAAAUGAGCAAAGUUGGCGGCUCGAUCUCGACGAGCAAGUAUCCUGUUGCAGAUGCUCUUGCGCGCAUUUGCAGUGUAAGUAUGGGACUAGAGUGGAGAUGUCGUCAUGAGCUAGUGUGCAGAUCGCUCUUGCGAUGUCUGCUAGAGCACAAUGCUACCAGAUUCGUUCUUAGUCCGUGGAUUGCAGCGUGUGCCGCCGAGUGCAGCGAUAGUGUCUUACACACCAUGUGGCGAGCAUUGCUACGUCACAAUUUAGUGGCUGAAGACGUUGCGUUGCAGGACGGAGAUGAUGUCGAGUGGCAAAUCGAAGAUCCUGCACAGCAGCUGGUGGAACUACUGGCAGAGGAAGGCAAGCUGCGCGUGUGUCGGAUGACAUGCGGGUUUGUGAAGCUGCUUUUGGCUGACGACAAGUUGAAGGAGCUGCUCGUGGAGUCACGCUGGUAUUUAAUCCGAGACUGCAUGGUGCGGGCUUUCAAGCACGCUAGUUCAGACUGGAGCUCUUCACUUAUGGCGGAUUGGUUGGAACGACGUCGAAAACUACGACUUGAUGGAGCAGGCAACGAUGGGACAUUUAAAGAGUUGGUGGACUUUUUAGUUUGCUCCACAAUGAAGUUGAGUGUGAAGAAGCCAGACUGGUUUGUCAAACACGUUCUGAGCUUCGUCCUGUCUCCUCAAUGUCAUGCUGCAGAGCAGGAACCGGCCUUGCGUGCGAUCAUCCGCGACUACACGCCCUUUGUCUUUGGUGGAGUAGACCCCCAAUGGCUCGAACAAUCGAGCAGGUAUAGCGGUUCUAGUGAGUCAUACUCCACUCCUUGCGUGGCAACCAAAGACCUCGAUGCAGUGGGAAGCCAGUCAGCGCAGCUAGUGAGAAGCAAGAUCGAGCUCAUUAUUGGUAUGUUAGUUGCUACUGACGCUCGCACGAGCGCAUUAUUCCUCGACAUUUGGUCCGAAGCGUGGACGGAUAAGCGAACGACACUUUCUUGGGGGUACGUCCACGCACUUGUUUGCGUGACCAUUCAAGGUACCAUCGAGAGUCGAAGUGAUCUUGGUCAGAAGCUUCAAAGCUUCACGACCCAAGUCUGUCAGUCCCAUUUCCGGUACUUGAGCCGCUUUCUCGUCGAGGUCGAAACGCAUGACGAAGUUGCUGCGAAGUUUUCGGAAGUACUAAACUUGCUGUUCUCUUCGACGCAUCGUACUGCAGAGGCUUUGCUGCAAGAGGUUCUAGGAGCCUUUGCAGGUUUAGAGGAGAACUGUGCGCUGGAAGCGUCCACGAUCGUCGGCAAUGCUAUCUCUCUGUGCGUUGGAAACUGUGGUGGCGGUGGCGUGAAUAUCAGCGUGAAGCGAAGCGCUGUGCCAAAUCUACCUGCGGAACAUGGCCGAUUGACUGAUUCUUCCACCUCACCGAGCACAUCAACUACGAACAUUCACUUACUGACGAUGUUAAAAACCCUGGCUUCGAUAACGAAUGAUGCAGGAGAAUUCGUCCGACGUGUGCUGUCAAGUGGACGUGUGGUGCGCUUGCUAGCAGGUCUGCUGAAUUCAGGUCGACGAAGGCAGAGACAAGAGAUGAUUCUGGAUGUGAUGAAUGCCGUAGCCAUGAGCGAUGCAGUAGUACAGAAUAGUCGAGAUUGGGCUCGCCAGAAUGUAACGCAGGAGAUCAUACAUUGCGCGUACACGGGCCCAGCUACGUUAACAAGGAAGGCGAUCACUGUGCUGCAGAAUCUCUUUUGUCGCUGCUCGAACGGCAUGCAAACCAUGUUCUGGGCAGUUCUGCAGCAGUGUACGAAGCUGUGGUGUGGACGUGAGGAGGACAGGAACGGCGAGAAGACCGACGUUACGUCGGAUAAUUAUUACGGAAGAGCAGACACUUUCGCAGAGCUCGUGAAGGCGAUGGUGAUCACAUUGCCUGUAUGUGUUGUACGUGAUGUACUGCACUUUAUGGAACAGAAGCUGGCUUCGUGCUCGUCUGGAAAGACACGGAUGAAUCUGUUUCUGCUGCUGCUACUGAGGAAGCUCGUUGUUUGUAAGCUCGGGUGUGGAAUGCUUCUUCCGGCCAUGCAGCUAGCGGUUUGUCCGCUGGCACCCCCGACCCUGGACCAAAUUCGCUUGAUUCAACUGCAGUUGUUAAAGGCAUUGUGUGCGCGCUUGUUGGCCAUUCGCCAUCGUCCGAUGACAUCGGAGAGCCCGAGUGGGUUUGAUGCUGACUGGAUGCGAUACGAGAAUCUGGUAUGCAAUGAGCGGUUACAGUCAGAGUUGCGGUCAAUGGCGAAAGUAGAGCGGCGAGCUACAGAUCGCGUGCAUUUCAAGCUGGAGCGAAUUACAUGCAGUCGUGCAUCGGAAGUACUAGCUCAGAACAUAUUGGCAUUUACUCGCCAGCUCGAGAAGCAAGCGAGGCCAUUAGAUAACGACGGGUGUCGAAUGAGACGAAAAAAAAGCAGACUGAUACGACCCAACACGUGA